Drosophila innubila is the source of this 702-nucleotide messenger RNA. It is a transcript of the gene RpS9, whose product is annotated as 40S ribosomal protein S9. Lineage: Eukaryota; Metazoa; Arthropoda; Insecta; Diptera; Drosophilidae. The coding region runs from base 24 to 611 and encodes 195 amino acids. Gene Ontology annotation, biological process: positive regulation of translational fidelity; translation. Gene Ontology annotation, cellular component: cytosolic small ribosomal subunit. The record is from RefSeq and is a predicted model, not a curated record. Gene Ontology annotation, molecular function: rRNA binding; structural constituent of ribosome. The transcript is spliced from 3 exons.
CUUUCGGUUGAAUUGUUGGAAUCAUGGUUAACGGCCGCAUACCCUCGGUCUUCUCAAAGACCUAUGUGACUCCCCGUCGCCCCUAUGAAAAGGCGCGUCUGGAUCAGGAGUUGAAGAUCAUUGGUGAAUAUGGUCUCCGUAACAAGCGUGAAGUGUGGCGUGUAAAAUACGCUUUGGCCAAGAUCCGUAAGGCUGCCCGUGAGCUGCUCACUUUGGAUGAGAAGGACGAGAAGCGUCUAUUCCAGGGUAAUGCUCUGCUGCGUCGUCUGGUGCGCAUUGGUGUCUUGGACGAAUCCCGCAUGAAGCUCGAUUAUGUGUUGGGUCUCAAGAUUGAGGAUUUCUUGGAGCGUCGUCUGCAGACGCAGGUCUUCAAGCUGGGAUUGGCCAAGUCCAUUCAUCAUGCACGUGUGUUGAUCCGUCAGCGUCACAUUCGUGUGCGCAAGCAAGUGGUCAACAUUCCAUCCUUCGUGGUGCGUUUGGACUCGCAGAAGCACAUCGACUUCUCCCUCAAGUCGCCCUUCGGUGGCGGCCGUCCUGGACGCGUCAAGAGGAAGAACAUGAAGAAGAACCAAGGUGGUGGCGCCGCUGCUGCUGAAGAGGAGGAGGACUAAACUAGACCAACAAUAAAAUUCUGUUUACAUGGACAGUUUUUUUCAAAAAAGUGAAAUAUUUACAAAAUAAAAUGUAAAAUUUUAAACAAAA